Messenger RNA from Phyllopteryx taeniolatus (common seadragon), 5094 nucleotides. RefSeq names its product phosphatase, orphan 2 (gene phospho2). Bases 425 to 1249 code for a protein of 274 amino acids. Gene Ontology annotation, molecular function: phosphatase activity. NCBI's taxonomy places the organism in Eukaryota, Metazoa, Chordata, Actinopteri, Syngnathiformes, Syngnathidae. The record is from RefSeq and is a predicted model, not a curated record. The transcript is spliced from 4 exons.
UCUAUUGGUCGGGUGCUACGCUAUAGUGCCAUCUAACGGGGGGGAAUGACAUGACAGAUUUGCUGUGAGUUUUGUGAUAAUGGACCAAUGUAACCUUCAAUUGAGAUUAUCUGGACACAUUAAAUAUUGGAUUGUCGAUUAAUCACUGAAAGGGUGAAAUAACUCGUAACUGUAAAUUGUCUGAAUAACGACUGCCCAGUUUAUAGUUUACGACAGGUGGCGGUAAUGAGUCACAGUGCAUCUUGAGACGACAUGAAGUCGCCUCACUGAGGGGCCGGUUGACGACAUCAGGAAAAUAUAGGUCAAGUUUCUUUUAUUGUCGUUUAUGUCUCUGGCCUUUAUACCAUUUUAAACCCUUCAACGCUCUUUGAAGCCGCAUUUAGUCGCGCAGGAAUGGCUGUGAUUACGCAAAAAUAUCCUAAACAUGACCAGGAAAUGUGGGGCUUUAACCGAAAAGCUGCGUCAUGGACACCAAAGUCCAGCUAAAGAAAGUCUUUUGUCAGAUUCCGAACAUUCCCACGUAAUGAAGACGUUGAUGGUGUUUGAUUUCGACCACACGGUGGUUGAUGACAACAGUGACACGUGGGUGAUCAGGUGUCUUCCAGGUCAGACGCUGCCUGACACGGUGAAGAAUUUGUACAGAAAAGGCCACUGGACUGAGUUCAUGGGCAGAGUGAUGGAUUAUAUAGGCGAGCAGGAAGUGAGUGUAGAGAGUGUUCGCGCUGAGAUGGAAUGCAUCCCCUUGACGGCGGGAAUGAGUGACCUGCUGACCUUCAUAUCACGCAACAAGAGCGACGUGGACUGUGUGGUCAUCUCUGACGCCAACGCGCUCUUCAUCGACUGGAUCCUCUGCGCCGCUGGGUUGCGUUCAGCCGUGGACCGCGUGUUCACCAACCCGGCCGCACUCAACUCGUUGGGCCGCGUGGAAGUGCGUCGCCACCACGCGCACGACUGCCGCCGCUGUCCCAUUAACAUGUGCAAGCGAAAAGUUUUGGAAGGAUACCUGGCCCAGCAAGACAAGUACAGCCACGUCCUCUAUGUGGGCGACGGCGCCAACGAUCUCUGCCCGGCCUUUUGUCUGAGGGGGCGCGAUGUAGUCUUGCCCAGGAAGGGAUACGCCCUGGAGAAGUUGCUGGAGGGCGAGAAGGACGCUGUGAAAGCCAAAGUUGUCGUCUGGAGCAGCGGAACCCAAGUCUUACAUGAGCUACAAGCCAGUCUGAGCUCCUCAAUGGAUGUAAUCCUGGACUAACCGAGGAUUGAGGCUCACCCCAAUUCUUUAAGGGCCAUAUUUUUCCGUAUGCUUAAGUCAGAAGAGGCGCGCAGCUCCGCGCUUUUCUCACUCCCCCUCUCAGCCGUCCACUUAAUUCUAUCAUUUGCUUACUUUGGGUGGAGUAACCCUAAAGUGAAGGCGUUCCCUCUCAUAUCCAGCCUUGCGCAUAUUCUGCCAAAGACUUAAGUGCGUUUCCUCAUGCGCACUCCAGAGGCUGUAGUAAGUCUAGUACCCCGGGAAGGUGAAACAUCAUAUUGCAUGUUUUGAUUCCGAGCCUCCGACGGCAUGCUGACGGACACCUGGCCUAUAUAGGCUCACCGACUGCCCAACGGCUGUAAUGUGACCCCACCACAUUACGCCGAUUGAUGGCGAAACGUCAAAAUAUGUAAUAUUAAUUAAUUUUCAUGCCCGAGCUGCGAGAGGCAUUUUCCUUUCAAACAUGCUGCAUGGUGGCUUGGAAGUAUGUCUGAAAGUGCCGCUCACAACUGCAGUCAUCUUAAUGGCGUUGUAGCGAUUAUGUAUGGAAUAAGAAUUUUAAUUGAUUUAGGAUAAAGUAAUAAGCCGGGAGCGACGUUUGCGUUACUUCCGGUUUAUCGUAAUUUUGAUAUAAUUGUUAAAAAUCAAACUAAUGCCUCGAAACGUGCACUACGUCAAAUUUUUCAAGUUUAAUUUUAGGCAAAAUGACGACAAACCUUUUUAAUCAGUCUCAUGAUCUGUAGGUUGCUACACUCUAUGACAUUUUGAGUCCUAGGUUACAGAGGUUUACUUAAAUUCAGAACACACACAAAAUACGACCACGAGUGGAAUUUUAUUGUAUAUUUAAUGAAACACACAACUACAACAAGAAAGUAACACUAAGGGUAAACGAAAAAGAAAAUAAGGCGUACGAAAAUGGAAAUUAGGACAUCGUGUGUGGUCGCUGGGCUAAACUAAAUGAGCGUGUCAGCGUUUAAUGCGUUGAGUCAGAGCGAGAGAAGGCAAAGUUGGGAUUUUGUAUGAAUUUCCCCACAAUUAUUACGCACCAAUGUUGUACAUCACAGUAAGGAUUACAGUGUCGACUCAAGAACGCAGAUCAGCUGGUCUUUGGGGUGGUCUUCCUCCGGACCGCAGGCGGAAACCAAGAAGGUACGGUUGAAGAAAAAUCAGAUGCACAAAAAUGAAAAGAAAUAGGAAAGGAAAGUUGUUGUCCAGUUUGGGAUGCGCUCAUAACUUCCCUGCCGGUUGACCUGGCGGCGAGCCGAGGUCUGGCCCUCGGAGAGAUGCGGGAUCCGUCAGGGAUGCCAGCAACUGCUCGUUGAGGCCCCGCCGACCGACCGUGGCUCGGGAAAGCGAUCGGAGCCGCAUGGUCGACUUCUUCGAUCGAAAAUGCCGCCAGCUUGGUUGCGGCGGGCGUUCGCGCACGUGGUGGCACCCGGAGGUGCCCGAGGACAAAAAGGGAACAAAAGAAGGGGGAGAGGUGGGUAGAGGCCACCCAGCUGGCGUGCUACCAGCACAGAAGGAAAAAGAACCCUCAACUCAACUCCAGUUCUGUUCCGUUGAGAAAGGUGUGUUUAGAGUUAAAUACCCCAGGAGCGGGGCGUAGAAAGAGGGGAGUGCCGACUUGGAAAAGACCACGCCCACCAGCCUGAAUCUUGUCCAGAAAUUUGUGUAAAUAGGUUUUAAAAUAAUCAUCUUAAACACUCCCAACUUUGUACUCUCACGCAUAGAUUCAUUGUUUCAACUUUGGUCGUAGCAGAUGGGUUGCUUAUUGUUCAAUACAACAUUUCGUACUGUUUGUUUUCAAAUCAUGAACAGCUUUCAAAAUCACGCAGAGGACCUGUCAAAGUGAGAAUAAGGACACAGACACCAAGCCAUACGUUUGGAAUAUUUCUGCAGUUUGCAAGGUAUAAAAACGGACAUUUUAUCUUCUGUUAACAAACAUCAAAGGCACGUCCACAAAUUAUGCUUGCAGUUCCCAUCAACGCCAGUGGGUGGCGCCUCGCGCAUGGGUGAAUAUUAACCUCAGUCUGCUUGAAGGGAGUGUCCCUCCAUCUUUUGGUCAGAGAAGGAGUCUUUUGAAGACAGGAAUCAAGAUUUGAUGGGAAGCUGCUUAUUAGGUUAAGAUCCACUUGACGUACACCAGGCAUUGUCCUCGUUGUGUCACAGCAGGGCAGCAUGGAGGAGUGGGAGUUCUCAGGCGGUCGCCUCAAAAGUUGCGGCGUGCAUGUCCGCUACAGAGUGAUGGUGUGUUAGAGCUGGAAUAAUUGUGUUCAUAUUUUCUCUCAAUCAUAAAAUCCGUUUAAAUGACAUGGCAGCGUGUGUGGCGCCGGUAUGGUUGCUGGGCAACGCUGUUCAAGAGCUGGCCUUCCAAACGCGGAUUAAAUUACAUAUACAGACCCCUUUCCAAAAAAAUUUUAUAUCAUGGAAAAGUUUAUUUCCAUAAUUCCAUUCAAAAAGGUAAAACUUUAAUAGAUUAUAGAUUCUGGGUACACAAUUUAAACAAUUUCAAGUAUUUGUUUAUUUUUACAUAGUUUGGGCUUCCAACUCUUAAUACCCACAAAAUCAGGAAUUGAAAAAAUUUGAACACUGUGACUAAAUCAUCCCAAAUUUUGCAGGCCAUCAAUGUUGUAAACUGAGUAUCACACACUAAUCUACUAAACUCAAAGCACCUGCACAGGUUUCCCCCAGGUGUCAUUAAAUUGCUUCAGUUUGGUUCAAUUGUCUCAAUUGGGUUCAAUAUGGGGAAGAACGCAGACUUGACAACUGGCCAGAAGACAAUCAUUGAUACCCUUCUUAGGAUGAGUAAGCCACAAACAUUCAUAGCUAAGGAGGCUGGCUGUUCACAGAGUGCCGUGUCCAAGCUUAUCAAUGGAAAGUCUCGUGGAAGGACAAACUGUGGCAGGAGAAGAAGCACUAGCAAAAGAGAUGACCGUGGGCCCUCAGCGGAUUAUCAAACAGAGAUAAUCGGUGUUGAUGGAUGGAGGGUCUGUAUAGUCUAGUAUUUAUUAAAUAUAUAGAGAAUAGAAAAACACAUGCUCCUUUCAAGUAGCCUGUUCGACAAGCGGUGCCCACAUCUCACUGGAAGGAAGCCAACUCCAGUAUAUCCGCAUGGGGUUAAUCUUAAGAAGUCUGACAUUUCCCAAAUGCAUUUCAAUAGCAGUCACGUCUCAGGAAAGAAAAUCCUCGAAUCACAAAAUACAAAACUGUUUGGGUUGCCGUGCUAUGGCGUAAGAUUUGUGCCACAAUUACAUAGUCGUAACUAGAAAUACUGACCACAAAAGCGUGUUUUGUGAUCACAAAAUUUUUUUUUUUGUGCGAACUCAAAUUCAUAUUUUGUGUUAAAGUUAUAUUUUUCCACACACUGUCAUGCAUUGCCCUACGCGCAUAGUACACUGCCGAUUCCUCACAGUGUCACAAAUGUUCCACAAUUGUCAACCAAUCAGGAGUUUACUCAUAAAUCAAAUAUUUUUUUCUUAUUGAAAAUAAUUGCGCCCCCCACCCAUCCUCACACUUGAGUGGCGUAUGUCAAGAUCCCAACACGAAGCAAAAAAUAAAAAAUAUCAAACAUGCUCAUAACUUUAAAAACUCAUGUCGGGGCCCUAAGUCAAUGUAACACUGUAUUCUCAUUAUUAUGGUACUUUGAUAAUUGAUAACUGCUGCCUAAACAGGCUGCAUCAAUUAAAAACAGUCAGGCCUGAAGUAAUUUCAUCCUCUGGUGGUUGCUGCCAAGGACUGAAAACAGACUGAUGUUUUGAGAGCCAUAGUCGUAGCCUGGAGCAGCGGAAGCCAAGUCCUUGCCAACCGUCCACAAGCCAACUUGAACAAAAUAAAACAAAUCCACUGUU